Messenger RNA from Mus pahari (shrew mouse), 3125 nucleotides. It is a transcript of the gene Hnrnpll, whose product is annotated as heterogeneous nuclear ribonucleoprotein L like. The record is from RefSeq and is a predicted model, not a curated record. NCBI's taxonomy places the organism in Eukaryota, Metazoa, Chordata, Mammalia, Rodentia, Muridae. The transcript has 13 exons. Gene Ontology annotation, biological process: mRNA processing; regulation of RNA splicing. Bases 354 to 2150 code for a protein of 598 amino acids. Gene Ontology annotation, molecular function: mRNA binding. Gene Ontology annotation, cellular component: nucleus.
AGUCAAGGCGGGGUGGAGGCUCCGCCUGAGCGGCGGGGAGCGGAUCAGGGAGGAGGGAAGACCGGAAGCCGCGGCCGGGCCCCAUCCUUACUUUCGCGUUCCCCCCGGGGCUGGGAGCCGUGAAGCUGGCGGAGGGAGAGGCUGGAGGCUGUCUGGGAGAUAAAGGGAAGCGUCCCCUCAGCCCGCGCUCCCUUCUCAGUCACGGGCUCCUGGAGCGCGCCGCGGAGGACGCCGGGCCGGCUCAGAACCGCGCCGAGGAGGCGCAGCCCGCGGCGGGGACCGAUCGGCGACAUCUGAGGCCCGUCUCCCGCGCCGUCCCCACCACCACCACCGCCUCCGCCGCCGCCGCCGCCAUGUCCUCCACCUCCUCCUCCUCCCCCAAGGAGGAGACGUACGAGGAGGAUCGGGAGUUCGAGAGCCAGGCCAAGCGCCUCAAGACCGAGGAGGGAGAGAUCGUCUACUCGGCCGAGGAGAGCGACCAUCGCCAGGAAGCGACGCCUCAGGCGGGGAGCGAUAGCGACAGCGGCGGCGGCGACGGAGGCGACGGAGACGGAGGCAGUGGCGGCGGCGACGGCGAGGAAGGCGAAGGCGGAGAAGAAGGCGACGGCGAAGAAGGCGACGAAGGCGACGGCGAUGAGGGGGGGAGCGGCGGCGACGAAGGCGGCAGCGGCGGCGGUGGCGGCGGCCCUCGGAGCAUGCCCCCGUCCACGGAGGGAGGUGGAAGCCAUCAUAAAGUUUCUGUUUCCCCUGUUGUUCAUGUUCGAGGGCUCUGUGAAUCUGUCGUGGAAGCUGACCUUGUGGAGGCACUGGAGAAAUUUGGGACAAUAUGCUAUGUGAUGAUGAUGCCAUUUAAACGACAGGCUCUGGUGGAGUUUGAAAAUAUAGAUAGUGCCAAAGAAUGUGUGACAUUUGCUGCAGAUGUGCCUGUGUACAUUGCUGGCCAACAGGCUUUCUUCAACUAUUCUACAAGUAAAAGAAUCACUCGGCCAGGAAAUACCGAUGAUCCAUCAGGGGGCAACAAAGUCCUCUUGCUCUCUAUUCAGAAUCCUCUUUAUCCAAUUACGGUGGAUGUUCUAUAUACUGUUUGCAACCCUGUUGGAAAAGUACAGCGUAUUGUUAUCUUCAAGAGAAAUGGGAUACAAGCGAUGGUUGAGUUUGAGUCAGUCCUUUGUGCCCAGAAGGCUAAAGCAGCACUCAAUGGAGCUGAUAUAUAUGCCGGAUGUUGCACACUAAAAAUUGAAUAUGCAAGGCCAACUCGUCUAAAUGUUAUUAGGAAUGACAAUGACAGUUGGGACUACACUAAACCUUAUUUGGGAAGACGAGAUAGAGGAAAGGGUCGCCAGAGACAAGCCAUUUUGGGAGAUCAUCCUUCUUCGUUUAGACAUGAUGGCUAUGGAUCGCAUGGUCCGUUACUGCCUUUACCAAGUCGUUAUAGAAUGGGCUCUAGAGAUACACCUGAACUUGUUGCUUAUCCAUUACCACAAGCUUCUUCCUCUUACAUGCAUGGAGGAAGUCCAUCUGGCUCCGUUGUAAUGGUUAGUGGAUUACAUCAGCUCAAAAUGAAUUGCUCACGAGUCUUCAACCUAUUCUGCUUAUAUGGAAAUAUUGAAAAGGUAAAGUUUAUGAAGACCAUUCCUGGCACAGCCCUUGUAGAAAUGGGUGAUGAGUAUGCUGUGGAAAGAGCUGUCACACACCUUAAUAAUGUCAAACUAUUUGGGAAAAGACUUAAUGUUUGCGUGUCUAAACAGCAUUCAGUUGUUCCAAGUCAAAUAUUUGAGCUAGAGGAUGGUACAAGCAGCUACAAAGAUUUUGCAAUGAGCAAAAAUAAUCGCUUUACAAGUGCUGGCCAAGCAUCUAAGAAUAUAAUACAGCCACCGUCAUGUGUGCUGCAUUAUUACAAUGUCCCACUGUGUGUCACAGAAGAGACCUUCACAAAGUUGUGUAACGACCACGAAGUUCUUCCGUUCAUCAAAUAUAAAGUGUUCGAUGCGAAAGCUUCUGCGAAAACUCUGUCUGGGCUGUUGGAGUGGAAAUGCAAAACUGAUGCUGUGGAAGCUCUUACUGCACUCAAUCACUACCAGAUACGAGUCCCAAAUGGUUCCAAUCCCUAUACAUUGAAGCUUUGCUUUUCUACAUCAUCCCAUUUAUAAGAAGAGAAGAGCAUGUUAGAAUUUAUGUUCAUCUUUAUUACAGUUUUAAAGCUAUACUUCAUCCAUAAUAAUCUAAAAUGGUUGAUCUAAUGUUGCCUUGCUUACUAUAAGAUCCUGUUCUGUAAUAAACAUAUUUUGCCUCAAGUAAAUUUGUUGUUAACUUAAAUAUUGUUUUCACCUUAAGAUAGAGUACCAUAAUGUAGACUGCCUACAGCUUCAUUGUAGAUUAUACAAAUGUAUGAUUUCUAACAUUAUCACGAAUUUUGUUCCAUGGUAAAAUAUAUUUGCAUUCUUAAUAGUAAUUAUCUGCAGAUGUUUUUCCAUUGUGUAUGAGAUUAAUGCAGGUGAAAGUAUUGCAUUUUAAUACCGAAUUCCUACAAUAGAUGAUUGAGUCUGUUACAGUUACUCAUAUUAAAUAUAAUUUGUAUUUAUUAUUUUAAUCAAAUUUGAGAAUGACAUUGCAUAUGUUGACUUUCAAGAGCUACAGAUUUAGCUGACGUCGAUUUCUAAAAGGCUUAAUAGAAAUGACCACACUUGUAUGGUAUGCACUCAGACUCAGAUUGGUAUGUUUCUUUAAAAGUCAUCAUUUGUAUUGACAUGCUUCUGUUCCUAGUUCCAGUUUGGAGGUUUUAUAAAGUUAUAAUAAUAAGUUAAUGUGUUCAUCUUCAUUAUUUUGCAUGUGACCUAAUCUUAAAAGUACAUGUAGUAUUUGACAUUGAUAUUUUAAUACUAUAGAAGCUAAAUUUAACAAUUCUUCUAUAUAAUAAUCUGGGUUCCAUAAAUGAGUUUUCAGAGAACUUGUGAGCCCUUCCAAAAUUGUGUGUAGAGCUUGGAAUAUAUGCAUUUUUAUUUCUUAAUCUUUGAUCCAUCAUAAUAUAUGUAUUUUUCUAUAUGGUGUAAGAUUUAAGAAUUAAUUUUAUUUUUGAUCAAAACAGCUAUUUGUCUCAACACCAUUUAUUAAACAUUCUCCCUCUG